GUGUCGAACUCGUCGGGAACUCGGCGAGAUUCAGCUGGCCGUAACGAGGAGUGCCGGCAUCGUCAACUGUUGACGUCACAGACGAAUCUGUGGUUUGCUUGUGUUGGGUGAAGAUUUUUGUGUUGUGACGGUUGUGCCCUCGACCUGUGCUUCGGUCUGGUCUGCUGUGCGAGACGUGUGUGUACAAUGUUGAAGCUGCUGAAGUGUGCUGUAUCCUGAGGAGCAAUGUUUCGUUGUAUACCACUUUUUCGUGGUUGCAACCGACAGGUCGAAUAUAUCGACAAGAGACAUAGCAACCUAUUUACUAUCCCCGACGAUGUGUUACGAUACGCUAGGACAUUAGAAGAAUUGCUUUUGGAUGCCAACCAUAUUCGCGACCUUCCCCGAGGUCUUUUCCGGCUAACGAAGUUGCGUCGGUUAAGUGUGAACGAUAAUGAAAUAUCUCAUCUGCCGCCAGACAUCGCUAACUUGAUAAACCUGUUGGAUUUCGAUAUAAGCAAAAAUGAUGUACAGGAAAUUCCAGAGAACAUUAAGUACCUCAAGUCUCUGCAAAGCGCAGACUUCAGUAGUAAUCCCCUUUCAAAGCUCCCGGCUGGAUUUGUACAGUUGCGAAGCCUUACGGUCUUGGGUUUAAACGACGUCUCAUUAACGCAGCUGCCACAUGACUUUGGCAGUUUAUCCAACCUGGUAUCCUUGGAGCUUCGUGAGAAUCUUCUCAAGACCCUCCCGCUUUCCUUUGCAUUCCUCACCAAGCUUGAGCGGCUCGACCUCGGCAGCAAUGAGUUCGAGGAACUGCCCGUUGUCAUUGGGCAGUUAUCUAGCCUACAAGAGCUUUGGCUGGACUGCAAUGAACUGUCAACUCUGCCAAAGGAGAUUGGCCAGCUCAAGAACCUCAGCUGCCUGGACGUGUCCGAGAACCGACUUGAAGUUCUUCCAGACGAGAUCACGGAGCUGGACUCCCUCACGGAUCUCCAUCUCUCUCAAAACUACCUGGAGGCACUGCCAGAGGCCAUUGGGAAGCUCCACAAGCUUACCAUCUUCAAGGUGGACCAGAACCGCCUGCUGAGCCUGCCAGCAUCGAUUGGGAUGUGCGAGGCACUGCAGGAAUUGAUCCUGACAGAAAACCUGCUGGCAGAACUCCCAGAGUCUAUAGGUAACCUGAGCAGCCUAACCAACCUGAAUGUGGACCGCAACCGCCUCUCCGAGGUUCCGCCGCACAUAGGCCAGCUGAGUCGUCUGGGCGUUCUUUCCCUCCGCGAGAACCGGCUCAUUCAGCUUCCAGCAGAAACCGGGCAGCUGAGGCACCUCCAUGUGCUCGAUGUUUCUGGAAACAGGCUACAGUACCUGCCUCUUACGGUUACUGCCCUUAAUCUGAAGGCCCUUUGGUUAGCUGAAAACCAGUCUCAGCCAAUGCUGAAGUUCCAAACAGACCUUGAUGAGCGGACGGGUAACAAGGUGCUCACGUGUUUCCUUCUGCCGCAGCAAGAGUAUCAUACGGAGAGCAUGGAGAACCUGCUGCGGGACAGCAUAGAACAGGACAGCCGGCUCAGCUGGGACCAAAAGACUGAGAGUCGCAUGUCUGCGGUUAAAUUUGUCGACGAACCACCUUCUGAGGAUAAAGCAGAUAAGGACAUUGAGACGCAGUUUGUUCGCCACGACACCCCCCACCCCCGAGAACUGAAGGCGAGGCAUCAGAAAUUCGUCCAGAAAGCCAAGAACAUCGAUGGACAUGUAGUUUCGCACGUAGAUGAGGAUGGAGGAGUUGGAAGCUUCCGACCUCAGAGGUACAGCACCGGCUCUGUGCAGUCAACAUCAUCAGCGGAGACUGCACCAUACACGUCCAGAGGGGAAGACCAUAGCAGGAGUAGAAGCACAGCCAGCGAGACAGACGGGCUGGUCCCAGUGGCACGGCAGGAGGUAGAUGCUGCCGAGGGUGUCGCGGCAGGCAGAGGAGAAACAUCCUCGGAGGAGGAAUCGAGCGAUGAGGAAAAGCCUCCAAGGGUGAUGACCACGUCCCACGAUUACCUCCAAUCGCCAGGAAGCAGUGACGGGGACCGACAUGUGGGCUUUACACCCGACAUUGAGGAGCCCCAGAGCGAUAAGCACAACAGGUUACAUCGGAGGGACACUCCGCACCACCUCAAGAAUAAGAGGGUGAACGUUGUGCCUUGCAAGGAAGAUCAGGAGAAGGUGGCAUCUAUUCUGGCACAGGCUCUGCACAAUCCUGCAGAUGAAGAGGAACCUUUGCCUCCCCCUCCUCCAUCACCCCCACUUUCGGCUCCCGCUACCAGCGGAGCCGUCACCAAUCACUUCUCGGACUCGGUCAGUGAGCGCACCACGACACCUUCAAGUGUAGUCUCUGUUCCAGCUGAAGUCGUUGAGGAACGGAUAAAGAUCUACAUCGAGAGGAACUCCAUGGGGCUCGGCCUGAGUGUGGCAGGAGGGAAGAAUUCUACACCUUUCAGGGGCGACGAUGAAGUAUGGCCUUCUUGCAUCUCUAGCCUGCAUCACCGUAGCAACACUGGUAUAUUUAUCUCUAAAGUAUCUGAGGGCGGCCCAGCCGAGGCAGCCGGGCUGAGAGUCGGAGACAAGAUAUUAGCUGUAAAUAACAGGUCAGUUGAAGAUGUGGACCAUUAUGAUGCUGUAAAUAUCCUAAAGGCAGCUGGCAGCCAGAUCACGAUGCUUAUUGCGCGGGAAGUACAAAGGCCACCAUCGUCACUAAAGCAUGUCCCCGGACCUCCAUCUCAAGCACCAACAAAAGCCCCACUUCGCCAAGUAGUUUCUGAACCCUUAGACAGCCGGGCGAGUGUCGUGAGCCGAACGCAAGUGGAAGAGCCCGUCACCCCUCCCCUGGUUAAGGAGGUCGCGGAUCACGUUGCUCAGGCGAGUCAACCGACAGUGUCCAAACUCGCCGUGCCCGCUCACUCCGCGGACCACGACCGUUCCAUUCCUGCCACGCCGGAACCUCGUACUCCAGAGCCCGACUUUGAGACUAAGAGAGAGAUAAUUUAUACGACUCUGAUUCGGGACCACAAUGGACUGGGAUUCAGCAUUGCGGGGGGCAUCGGGGGAACGCCGUACAAAGAUGGCAGUCAGGGUAUCUACAUCUCGCGCAUAGCCGAGGGAGGAGCUGCCACUCGUGACGGCAAGCUCCACGUUGGUGACCGCGUUCUCUCCAUCAACGGCAUCGACAUGGAUGGUGUGCGGCACGACCAGGCCGUCACCCUGCUCACAGGGCUCGAUCGUUUCAUGCGACUGGUAGUCCAACGUGAGCAGCUCGUUCUCCGCGAUCCUAACGCUCCCAAAGCGGCCAUGUCUCCACUCAAGACUUCAUCUAAUCCGUACGGAAGCCUCUAUUCGUCGUCGUCUUACAUGGCCAACCGGCCGUCGUACCUCGGGAGCUAUCGAAGACUGGGACUGGGGACGCCGACCACUACGGCUGACACCACCGCAACAAGCACCACUGCCCCGUCGUAUUCUAUCUACACCAAGCUGCCUGGCCUUCGUAACGAUGCCACGGUGAUGACGGCCACCUCGGCACCGCCUCCUUUGCAGCACCAGCCCUACUCAUUUCCGAGCACAAGAAGGGAUCCCUACAUACCAUCAGCAGCAACGACGAAAGAUGUGCCUGUAGAACCAAUUUAUGCAAACAGUGGCGUGGGGAAUGCUGCCGGAAGCAGUCUGAGGACAUUGACGACGUUUCGGCCGUUGGAGCGUACGCAGGAUGUCUCCAGCCAGCCCGUAAGCAAUGGGCACCUACCAGAGGACGAACCAGCUGGUUUGAAUGCAGAGUCCAGUUCUCAGUCCAAGGGUCCCGUGGUCACGGUCUUGGUGCAGCAACCCAAUCCCCCUGCUCCUCUCAGUCUGGAGUUUCCAGCUCCCCCCAAAACCUUGGGACGAACAACAGAGGUGAUCACAAGGACCACCAUGACAGAAACUACGACCACAAGGGUCACCAACAACGUCCUUGCCUUGCCACCCGGCAUGGAGGAGGACGUCACAUUGGUGAAAGCUGGUGGACCCCUCGGACUAAGCAUCAUCGGAGGGACAGAUCAUCCAUGCCAUCCGUUUGGAGCUGGCGAGCCUGGAAUCUUCAUUUCAAAGAUCGUUCCAGAGGGAGCUGCAUCGAAGUGUGCGAGGUUACGAGUUGGAGACAGACUACUCAAGGUGAACGGCGUGGACGUGACAGGGUGUUCCCACCAGGAGGCCGUCAUGGCAUUGCUGGACCCGUCAUUUCAGGUGGUGCUGUCCGUACGUCACGACCCCCUGCCUCCUGGUUGGAAGGACAUCGUCAUCAUUCGAGAGCCUGGAGAAAAGCUGGGCAUGAACAUCAAGGGCGGAGUUCAGGGUCGCUCGGGGAAUCCCAACGAUUCGACGGACGAAAGCAUUUUUAUAUCUAAAAUCAACCCAAAUGGUGCUGCUAUCAGAGAUGGCCGACUGAAGCCGGGGAUGAGGAUCAUUGAGGUGAACGGCACAUCUCUACUGGGUGCUACGCAUCAGGAAGCGGUGAACAUCUUGCGCACAGCAGGCGACGCGAUUCGUAUGGUGGUCUGCGACGGAUAUUCACCACCCUCACCCACGGAUACAAUGAGGUCGACGGACACCCUCAGGUCGGCUGCGUCCGUAUCUUCUAUUGACCACGAAGAUGAAGUCACCCAGGCCGUACGCGAGGAACAGAACACACUGAAAGAAACGGCACAGUGGGAGAAAGAAGACCGUGAUCUCGUGGAACGGCUGAGGAAGGAACGUGACUUAGAGGGCUACGCUGUCGUGGGUCCUACGCAGUCUCACGGAAAGAUGGUGGCUACUAUUCCUGGUGAGAGUUGCAAGGUGAUAGCCUCUCUGGACGGCAAGUCCGUCGAGCAGAAGGUGAUGGAAGUUGUACGGGCCGCGGAACAGCUGGUGUCUCCCGUACUGUCGGCGGCCGCCGUGGUGCCUCCAGUGCCCAAUGAACAGAAGACAACCACUGUCAUCAUGACGAAGAAAUCUGUCACCAGUCAGCAGCAACCCUCCUCUGCAGCUGCAACGUUGGCUGAGGAAAGUCCCUCUCCCGUCUUCCCCCCAUGGGGUGACUUGCCCCUCCCUAACCCCCCUGCCUCCUACCCGACGGUGGGUAAUGGGGAACUGGUGGACGCUGGACACCCUGCGGACGAGUUUGUCUCUGUCCCGGACCCUAUCAAAGCCUCAAAACUCUCUGCUGCUAAGCCUGUCCCUCCUCCCAAACCCAAAAAGAUUCCCCCCCUUGUGCAAGCUCAACCCAAGGUCCAAGGGCAAUCGGCAGCUGCAGAACCCGAGCACCUUACUUUCACGGAGAAGAAGCACCGCUUUGAGAGCAUUCACCAGACACUGACCGCUCCAAUGAACUCGAGCGAAGUGAAGCAGUUCAGCUUCCUUUCAGAGUAUGAGAUACAAAAGAUGAAAGAGGAAGAGGACAGGAAAGUUUCAUCAACAAAACUCAAGGAAGCGCAUUCUGACGAUGAAAUUGACGAAGAAUCCGAAGAAGAAGACAGCGGCGAAGACGAUGUCGACCUCCAGCGCAUCUCUGGGGUCAAGACAGAAGAACGAGGAAGCAGUACGAGCCCCACAUUUGAGGUGCAGAGCGGAGACUACCUGGCUCCCCUGGUGCGAACACCCAGAACGGAGGGUCGCGUUCGACAGCAGAGGGACGCUGCAUCCUCCCCCAUACUUUCCCUAAUCUCCGAAGCAAAUGGUGGGCUGUCCUCGGUGCUCACACCCACCCAGCAGAGGAUGCUCGAAGCAGAUAAGAGGGCAGCCUGGAGGAAAGCCAGGAUGAAGUCCCUGGACGACGACACUGUUAAGGCUGAGGUCGUACUGACAAAGACAGGCGAAGUUGGUGUCGAGGCUAGGCCCCUGUCCCCAGUGUUUAAAGCAGUUGACAUCAAUAUCGAGCAACCAGAAGAUACGCAAGGGGACACUCCUACGGAUGAGAACAGCAACACAUUGGGACAGACAGAAAGCCCGAUCGAAAUGCAGAAGGAUGCAACGUGUCACAUGAUAGAAACCACUACAGAGAAAAUAUUGUCGCUGGAGCUGCAAGGAGGACAAGGUGAUGCCAUUGAUAAUGGAGAAGCAACACGAGAAGAGGAAGAGGAUGUAGUCUCUCCAACAACAGAACAGCCACCCGGUAGUCUGCUUGGUAAAAAGAAGAAACGAAAACGCUCCAAACGCAGAUAGUCCCAUGUGUACACCACGUUCAUGCAUAGCCACUCAUCUUCACCCAUUUCAUCGCAUGUAAUAAUCCAUCCUCAUAUCAUGUGUGUGUACCCCUGUGGUACCUUGAAGACAAGCUUUCCCAUCUUGAGCCGAAAAAGAUGUAUUUUUAUAACUGUUAUUCCCAUCACAUUGUACGCAUUUUUAAGACUGACCUUACCCGCUGCUUCCCUGUGGUGUUUGCAUCGCCUUUAAUAGUGCCUUCAGAGAUAGUAGGCCCUCAUUGGACAUGGCACAAUUUUGGACACGAAAGUGAUGCAGAAUGUUGUGCCACAAAAUUUUGCCUUGACCAAUGGAGUUGUAUUUGCACCCUGCUUACAAAAGACAGCCGUUAUAGUGAGCAUGUUUUCUCAAAUCCAUCUGAUGCCUUAACGUUCUUGUUUUUGAACAAUCAUUGCUCAGAAUAUGCCACCAGCAAUGCCUUUUUUCAAUUUCGUGUUCCAAUUUGAAUGUUGUUUUCAUAAGAGAGAUCAAUUUGUAGGCAUUGUAUGUAGUCAUCCUAAUCCAAUAGAAACUGCUAAACAUGUAUGCAGAGUGCUGAGUUAAUAUGCUAUAACUUUAGCAGUGCAUGAGCAUUUUUAUUAAUAACAUGGUUGGCUGUGUCAAAGCUCUCCCACCGAAAAAACUUGUUAAUGCGUGCAUUUUGCUCUCCCCAGCAGGUUCACAUGUCAUUGUCUGAGUCACUUGUGUCAUUUGGUGUAAUGUUUUGGUGUAAGUUUUGCUCUGUUUUUAAUCUGCUGAAUUUGCCUGGCAUAACUAAACAAUCAUUCUUCAUUUUAGGAGUAAAUUAACUACAUUUUGUAGGGCCUGACAGAUGAUUACAAACACUACAUCAGAAAUACGAAACUGUCUGUAAAUAUUAGUGCCGCAAUUAGUACAGCUUGGGACAAAAGUUCACGGAACACGGGGUUGUCACAUUUCUUCAUUGGAGCUACACCCUAGCACCAAACAAGAGCGGACACACAUACUGAGAGAUGGAUAGAAUAGCCUGUCACCCGUUUCAUAUUCGAUCUUUUCCUGAAAGCCAGCAGGGGCCCGCUCCGAUGAAGAAAUGUGCCAGUGCCAUGUUCCGUAAACUUUCCGUAAAACCUCAUAUUCCUCCCGUAAAUUAUUGAGCAUAGCAUCUGUGUGCAAAUAAGUUGUUAUUUUGUGCAGUGCCCUCUGUAUAAUCUCUCUGCACACAUACAUUGUGCAGAAAAUUAUGGUGUGUGACCACUGUUUAUAUUCUGAAAAAUUGUUUUAGUUUCCAGUACUUUACGCUGGUGAGGAUCCACUUUUUAUUUUUAAGAUCGCUGUUCGCUUAUAGCAUUGAUUUGCACAUAUUUCUGACGUUGUACCCGAAAAAGAAUUGUGCAGUAAUGGUUUGGGCUUCCUCAUGAGGCUGCUGAAUCAGGUGGAGGGAGUUUGUUGAGCUCUGUUUAAAAUAUCUAUUUAGAUAUCAUCAUUGUACACAGUACAGGCUAAAGUUAUCACGCAGUGGGAAUGGAAAUUUUACUUUUAUUUUAUGCUUUCUGCCAUCCUUUUGAGACUGUUUUAUGCUGCAGUUCACACUUUCCAUCCAAAUGAAGGUAUGCUGAUGAGAUGUUUCUGAUUGCUUCUGUACAUAAAAUGUUCUAGCAUAUUUCUUGCUGUUCAGUUUGUAUAGUGCUGAGCCCAAUAAUAAAAGACUAUGUGAAAUA
Messenger RNA from Ornithodoros turicata, 7910 nucleotides. Its product is annotated as protein scribble homolog. Lineage: Eukaryota; Metazoa; Arthropoda; Arachnida; Ixodida; Argasidae. Gene Ontology annotation, biological process: establishment or maintenance of epithelial cell apical/basal polarity; neurotransmitter receptor transport postsynaptic membrane to endosome; neurotransmitter receptor transport, endosome to postsynaptic membrane. The transcript has 40 exons. The record is from RefSeq and is a predicted model, not a curated record. Gene Ontology annotation, molecular function: protein binding. Bases 226 to 6195 code for a protein of 1989 amino acids. Gene Ontology annotation, cellular component: basolateral plasma membrane; postsynaptic density; postsynaptic membrane.